CCACCCACGCACUAUACCUCCGCCUCCCCCGUUGAUCCUCACCUCUUCGUCCUUCCGUCCACAAUCACGAUUACGUCUGCAACUAUUUCAUAAGCUUACCCAGAGAUUUCUAUGAAUUUCGGAAUGGAUUCAGAACAAAUUUGAAGGAAUCUGACGGAGAAUUGUGUGUUUUGCAAUGCAGAUUUGCAGGAAGGAAGAUAUGGAUUUGUUGAAGAAGUGAAUUAUGGUGGAGGUAGGUAGGAAGUGGAAGAAGACAAUGUUUCACUGGAUGCGGAGUUGUGUAUAGAUAUAUACAUAUAGGCGUCUUGAAAGGAGGAAGAGAAGAUCGAGCAGAGGAAGCGGGAGAUAGAAAUAUCGCGAGGAGGCUAGGGUUAGGAGAUAGCCGGAAAUGGCGGCGCAGGGGAGAGAGGGAGGAGGAGGUGUGGCGGUUAUGUGCGGAGGAGGAGCGGCUGUGAACGCGUUGGAUUCGUCUUCGCCGAAAGGAGAGCUGGGUAACAUGGACGAGGAUUCUCCGAUUCUCUUCUUUUUGUUCUUCCACAAGGCGAUUCGCCUGGAGCUCGACUCGCUUCACCGCUCUGCCUUGGCCUACGCCACCGGACAGUUAUCUGACAUACAGCCUUUGCUGGAGAGAUAUCGGUUCCUGAGAUCAGUUUAUAGGCAUCACUCAGAUGCUGAGGAUGAGGUCAUUUUUCCUGCUCUUGAUAUACGUGUAAAGAAUAUAGCACAUACAUACUCUUUAGAGCACAAGGGUGAAAGUGAUCUUUUUGAUAACUUAUUUGAGCUUCUAAAUUCUCACAAGAAAAGUCAUGAAAGUUUUCCACGUGAAUUAGCAUCAUGCACAGGUGCAUUGCGGACUUCUAUUUGUCAGCAUAUGUCGAAAGAGGAAGAACAGGUCUUUCCUUUGCUCAUUGAAAACUUCUCAUUUCAAGAGCAAGCAUCACUUGUUUGGCAGUUUCUAUGCAGCAUUCCUGUAAAGAUGAUGAGAAAAUUUCUUCCUUGGCUUUCAUCAUCUAUUUCUAGCGAUGAAUUUCAGAAUAUGCAGAAGUGUUUGGCUAAGGUUAUUCCGAAUGAAAAACUUCUCCAGCAGGUGAUUUUCACCUGGAUUGAAGGUAGGAAGUGUGUCAAUAUGAUUGAAUGUCAUGAUGAUGAUGCUCGGAACGGUUGUUCUAUCGAGCUUCAGCCAGCUGCAAAAGUUCAUGUUGCUGAACAAGUGCAAUUUGCUUGUCGAUCUGUGAAGACUGGGAAAAGAAAACAUUUUGUCCCGAUUUGUGAUGCUCGCGAUACUGAUUUUGGGCAUCCAAUAAAUGAGAUAUUGCAUUGGCACAAUACUAUAAAAAGAGAAUUAGAUGCACUUGCUUUGGAGGCUAGAAAGGUUGAGCUGUCUGGAGACUUUUCUAAUCUUCGGCCCUUCUAUGAGAGACUCCAGUUCAUAGCUGAUGUAUGCAUAUUUCACAGUGUUGCUGAAGACAAGGUCAUAUUCCCGGCUGUAGAUGGGGGAUUUUCCUUCUCUCAGGAGCAUGUGGAAGAAAAAAGUCAAUUCAAUGAGCUUCGUUUGAUGGUUGAAAACAUUCAAAGUACAGGCGUCAAUUCCGUUUCAGCUUCCGAGUUUUUCUCUAAAUUGUGCCUCCAAGCUGAUUUAAUUAUUGAAACAAUUAAAAAGCAUUUCCACAAUGAAGAAGUUCAGGUUCUGCCAUUUGCCAGGAAACAUUUUUCCAAGAAAAAACAGAGAGAAAUAUUGUACGAGAGCAUAUGUCUGAUGCCACUGAAGUUGACUGAGCGUGUAUUGCCAUGGCUUGUUGGCUCAUUGAAUGAAGAUGAAGCACAGAACUUACUACAUAAUAUGCAGUUAGCGGCUCCUGCAUCUGAUGCUGCUCUUGUAACACUUUACUCUGGUUGGGCAUGUAAAGGUCGUAACCAUGGUGUAUGUUUGUCUUCUAAUUUCACUGGUCGCUGCCCUGUUAAAACAUUCUCUGACCAGAAAGUCAAUUCUAUCCAAGGAUCCUGUCCAUGCUCACUCUCUAUGCAUACAGAUGAUUAUUCUAGGAGGCCAUUGAAAAAAAACCUUCCAGUCCUUUGCAUAAACGGCGAUCCAUCUGACUCGUCUAAAGGCUCAACUGUUUGUAAAUCCUCUUGCAAUGAUCAGUCAUGUUGUGUCCCGGGAUUGGUAGUUAGCGGGAACAGUUUGGGACUAAGUACUAUAUCCACACCAAAAUCUUUCCGAUCAUUGUCCUCUAGUCCAGCUCCUUCUCUAGAUUCUAGCCUCUUUUUUUGGGAGACGGAUAAGAGGUCUUCUGAUAUUGGUAUUAAAGUCCAUCCGAUUGAUACUAUAUUCAAAUUUCACAUAGCAAUAAGGAAAGAUUUGGAAUAUCUAGACGUGGAAUCAAGUAAGCUUAGCAAUUGUGACGAGACCUUUCUUCGUCAGUUCAUUGGUAGGUUCCGACUGCUUUCUGGGUUAUAUAAGGCCCACAGCAAUGCUGAGGAUGAAAUAGUUUUCCCAGCUCUUGAGUCUAAAGAGGACCUUCACAAUGUUAGUCAUUCGUACACAUUAGACCAUAAACAGGAAGAAAAAUUGUUUGAAGACAUAUCAUGUGCCAUUUCUGAUCUUUCGGCACUUCACAAGGAAUGCUAUGCAGUUGAAGAAUCCGAGUGUAGUAAUAACAAGUCUUCUGCUGGGAAAUAUCAGGAACUUGCCACAAGGGUUCAAGGGAUGUGCAAAUCACUAAGGGUAAGCCUAGAUCAGCACAUAUUUAGGGAAGAACUUGAACUAUGGCCACUUUUUGGCAAGCACUUCUCUGUUGAAGAACAAAACCGCAUUGUUGGCUGUAUUAUUGGAACUACUGGGGCCGAAGUCCUUCAGUCUAUGCUUCCUUGGGUAACUUCUGCUCUAACCCAAGAUGAGCAGAAUAAAAUGAUGGACACAUUAAAGCAGGCAACAAAGAACACUAUGUUUAGUGAAUGGCUUAAUGAGUGUUUGAGGAGAACGCCUGAAGUAUCCACUGCACCUGAUACUGCAAAAAAUAGCAGUAUCAGUAAAGGUGUAGACUCUCAUGAAGGACUGGACCAGAAUGAUCUGAUGUUUAAACCAGGCUGGAAAGAUAUUUUUCGGAUGAACCAAACUGAAAUUGAGUCAGAAAUUAGAAAGGUUCACAUGGACUCAACUCUUGAUCCAAGGAGAAAAGCAUACUUGAUUCAAAAUCUUAUGACUAGCCGUUGGAUAGCCUCUCAACAAAAAUCACAUGCAUCAAUGGAUGAGAUUUCUCAUUCUGAAGACUUGGCUGUAUGCUCACCAUCAUUUCGAGAUCCAGACAAAAAAGUUUUUGGAUGUGAACAUUACAAGAGAAACUGCAAACUUCGUGCAGCUUGCUGUGGCAAACUGUUUGCAUGCAGAUUUUGCCACGAUGAAGUGAGUGAUCACUCAAUGGAAAGGAAAGCGACAUUAGAGAUGAUGUGCAUGCAGUGCUUGAAGAUUCAACCAAUUGGACCGAUUUGCAUGACACCAUCAUGCAAUGGAUUUUCUAUGGCAAAAUACUAUUGCAAUAUUUGCAAGUUCUUUGAUGAUGAGAGGUCUGUUUAUCACUGCCCAUCUUGCAACUUAUGCCGUCUUGGGAAAGGUCUUGGAAUUGACUUCUACCAUUGCAUGAAAUGCAACUGUUGCAUGGGGAUAAGUUUGGUUGAGCACAAAUGUUUGGAGAAAGCUUUAGAAACAAAUUGUCCAAUCUGCUGUGAAUUUUUGUUUACUUCCAGUGCAACAGUUAGACCUCUACCUUGCGGUCAUUACAUGCAUUCGGCUUGCUUUCAGGCAUAUGCAUCCAGUAACUACAUUUGUCCAAUAUGCAGCAAAUCAAUGGGUGAUAUGACGAUAUAUUUUGGCAUGAUUGAUGCUCUGUUGGCCAAUGAAGUCCUUCCAGAAGAAUACAGGAAUCGCCUGCAGGAUAUCCUUUGCAAUGACUGCGAAAGGAAAGGCACAGCAAGCUUCCACUGGUUAUAUCACAAAUGUGGACAUUGUGGCUCUUAUAACACCAGAGUCAUUAAAAUUUGAUACGUAGAAUUUUCCCCUCUUCACCAACCAGUAUCAUUCUAAAUUUGUGUAUAUAUUGUAAUUAUACAUGGCGUAGGUUUUCCCCCUCUAGAAGUGCACGAUAUCAGCGCGCCGCAGUUUUCGGAGAUUAAAGGUUUGUAUCUCAUUUGUUUUGACGAUUGUGUAUUUAGUCGUCUAGUUUCCAUUUUAGGGAAAAUGAAUGUUUUUUUUUCACACGCAAAAACAUCAUAUUUUGAUGCAAGAACCAAUGCUUGAAAUGUGAACUACAUGUUGAGUGGUACGUUGGAUAGAAACAGUCAAUAUAAUAAAGCUUGGGUAUCCAA
Messenger RNA from Cuscuta campestris, 4362 nucleotides. Lineage: Eukaryota; Viridiplantae; Streptophyta; Magnoliopsida; Solanales; Convolvulaceae. The record is from the annotation of a GenBank genome assembly.